Molecule: messenger RNA, 1127 nt
Organism: Lycium ferocissimum
Lineage: Eukaryota; Viridiplantae; Streptophyta; Magnoliopsida; Solanales; Solanaceae
Exons: 6
Coding region: 233-820 (195 amino acids)
Biological process (GO): RNA processing
Cellular component (GO): cytoplasm; nuclear exosome (RNase complex)
Molecular function (GO): RNA binding
Source: RefSeq, a predicted model, not a curated record
AUUUGUCCUAGAUAAACAAAAGUUUUAUGCUUAACAGGACUUAUGGCCGCUAGACAUAAGUUCUGAGUGAAAAGUAAACUUAAAAAGCAGUCAACUUAAAGGUCAAACCGUGCAAUUCCUUCAGUUACAACCCUGCAAAAAGCCCAAGUAAUUUAAUUUAAUUAUUUCAUACAGUAAUUAAUUUUAAGAGGGCUGAGUAGGUGCUGUGUAGCCGUUGUUGUUGCUGUGGAGAAUGAGAAUGGAAGCAGAGUUGGUGACGCCAGGACAAGUAUUGGGUAAAGCUUCACAGUUGAAAGCCGGUAAAGGUGCUUACCUUUCCACUGAAAACGACACCGUUUACGCCUCUCUUACCGGUUUCCGUUCUCUUAUACCUCCCCCUUCCGACUCGCCUGACCAGAGAUCGACAGUCGAAGUUACUGGUCAUAAAGCCCAUGCAGCUGUUCCUCAGCCUGGUUCCAUUGUUUUUGCUAGAGUUACUAAGGUGAUGGCUAGAACGGCUUCUGCAGACAUAGUUUGUGUUGAUUCCAAGUCUGUGCGUGAGAAAUUCACCGGCAUUAUUAGGCAACAAGAUGUUAGAGCAACUGAGAUUGACAAAGUAGACAUGCACUUGUCCUUCCGCCCGGGUGAUAUUGUUCGUGCAUUGGUGCUAUCACUUGGCGAUGCACGAGCAUAUUAUCUGUCAACUGCAAAAAAUGAGCUGGGUGUUGUAUCUGCUGAAAGUGCGGCUGGUGGUACCAUGGUUCCAAUUAGUUGGACAGAAAUGCAGUGCCCUCUAACAGGUCAAGUAGAACAGAGAAAGGUGGCCCAAGUUGGAGCUUGAGUAGAUCAAAACACAUUGUGUUGCUCUUAACUGCAGUCACCGUUUUCAUUUAAACCGGAAUGCUGAUUUCGCCAAAGAAUGUAUCAUCUUAACACCAUAACAAGAGGAGGGGGGUGGAUGCAGGAGGCAGCUGCCCUAUUUUGCUCUUGUAUUAUAACUAGUGUUCGAUAGAUUUACUCCUUUAAUUUUUUGUGCGUUAGCUUUACAUUUUGUUAGUAUGCAGAGGACUUUCUCCUCUCUGCCCACCAGGUUAGUAUGGGAAUAUGAUAGUAUAGGUCAAGCUCAGUAAAGUAAUGUUUAUUCUGUA